AUGCACAGUGCAUUGGAUGACAUGACCUGUCUAAAGGCGAACACCCUCUUGAAGAGCUUGUUAAGUAAUAUGGCUGAGCUUGUUUUCUUCGACGUCGAGACCACGACGGCGGUGGGACGAGGAAAGAGAUUUUGGGUGGUCGAGUUUGGGUCUAUUGUGGUGUGUCCAAAGAAGCUUGUUGAGGUAGAGAGCUUUUGUAGCCUGAUAAGACCACCUGAUAUAUCUCUAGUUGCGCCGACGAGACCAAGUGGUAUAACAAGAGAGGCGGUGGCGGCCGCGCCGAUGUUUGAGGAGUUGGCUGAUCGUGUGUUUCAGAUCUUGAAUGGUAGGGUGUGGGUAGGGCAUAACAUAAAGAGAUUUGAUUGUCACCGGAUAAAAGAAGCGUUUGCAGAUAUUGGCCGGCCGCCGCCGGAGCCGGUAGGGAUGAUAGACUCCCUAGAAGUUUUGACACCAGAAUUUGGUAGAAGAGCUGGUGAUCUCAAGAUGGCAACAUUAGCUUCUUAUUUUGGGCUCGGGCAGCAAAAGCACAGAAGCCUAGAUGAUGUUAGACUGAAUCUGGAGGUCCUUAAGCACUGUGCAGCAGUAUUACUGUUGGAAUCCAAGCUUCCUCAAAUAUUGCCUGGAAAAGACCAUGGAAGUCCGAGUAUGGUGACAAGAAGCAAAGCAAAUAAUGUGAGGUCAGGUGAGGAAGAAGCCAACAGAAAGUCUCCAGUAAGUUAUCUGGGAAGCAUCAGAGCAGCUCCUUAUCAGAAGGGAAGGUUAGGGAAGGUGAUCGAGAGAGCAAAGGAAGCUCUGAGGGGAGCUGAGGGCUCGCAGCCUCUUAAUGGCCUUCUGCGGCAUUCUCGCUUGCUAUUGAGAUGA
Dendrobium catenatum is the source of this 861-nucleotide messenger RNA. RefSeq names its product protein NEN4. The record is from RefSeq and is a predicted model, not a curated record. The transcript has 7 exons. Bases 1 to 861 code for a protein of 286 amino acids. Lineage: Eukaryota; Viridiplantae; Streptophyta; Magnoliopsida; Asparagales; Orchidaceae. Gene Ontology annotation, molecular function: nucleic acid binding; 3'-5' exonuclease activity.